This is a messenger RNA of Caenorhabditis elegans, 1740 nucleotides long. RefSeq names its product Nose resistant to fluoxetine protein 5 (gene nrf-5). The record is from RefSeq and is marked reviewed. Gene Ontology annotation, cellular component: extracellular region. The transcript is spliced from 9 exons. Lineage: Eukaryota; Metazoa; Nematoda; Chromadorea; Rhabditida; Rhabditidae. The coding region runs from base 3 to 1658 and encodes 551 amino acids. Gene Ontology annotation, molecular function: lipid binding.
AAAUGUCGCGGAAUUUUCACAUAUUUUUCCUGCUUGUUUCAAUAAUUCAAGUAGGAAAUUCUGCUGACAGUUCGGAAAUUACACAUAAACCAGCAGGAAUCUACGUUCGAUUAAAUCAAAAAGCAGUGGAUUAUGUCGCAGAUUUGGCAUCCGAUGCUCUCCCAGCAAUUCUCAAUAACUUGAGCCCUCCCGAUAUUGUGACUGAUAUGGCUAAAAUCACAAAGCUUCAUAUAUCAAACGUUGCAAAGCCGAACCUCAGCGCAAAAUUCAUUGAUGGAAAAGGUGUUGCCUACAAUAUAUCAUUGGCUUCCUUCCGUGCAAGUGCUUAUGCUGAGAUCAGUGUAUUUGUGUGGUCAUAUGAAGGAGAUUUCACUGCAGAGCUCCGCGAACUGUCUAUCGAAUCGGAACUUCAUUUUGAUUAUAAUGGAACUACUACUGUUAAUGCUUCCGUUUGCAACGUAACUCAUUCCGAACUUUCACUGGUGUUUCCACCUGGAUCAAGUUUGUCAGCACUUCAAUCGGAAAUUAAAGGACAGAUUGUCUCUGCUCUCCGUGAUGCUGUCUGCACAACCGCUGUUGAAGCUCUCACAUUCGUGAUGGCACAGAAACCAAUUCCACCUGAGAGCCCAAACUAUCAGAAGCCAGAAGCAGGAGAUCCAAAUGGUUUCAGUGUCGCCGAGUUAGGAGCAUCAUUGUGCCAAGUUGACACAGUUAAUGGAUUUGAAGAUUCGGAGCAAGAAGAGGGAAAUGUGGAGACAACGGUUGCUCCAACACCGGAUGAUGAUAACUCAACGUUGACAACCGAGGAAACUCAAAAAUCUUAUUGGGGAGUUGAUUUGAGCGUUAAUCAUCCACCAACAUUUACAGAUGAGGAUAUGAUUAUUGGCCUUGAUGGAGGAAUUCUCUUCAACGGCUGGAAGGCCGACUCAGCUCAGCAGCUUCAAAUUUUGAACAAGACCCGGCUUGAUAAGAAAAUGGUUGGAAUUCUUCUCUCCGAGUACAUCCCCAAUACACUGUUUCAUCAUAUUUACAUGUAUGACUUGGGAAAUUUCAAACAUAGAUACACCCCAAGUUCACUUCCAAAAAUACUGCAAAAACUUUCAAAGGCGGUGUGCUCAAAAUGCUACGUGGAAGUUUCCGCUAAUCUUACUGAACAACCGAUUCUCCAAAUCGAUGCUCAUCUUGGAGCACGAGUUCAAUUGUCUGGAAAUGUCUCAAUCAUGUUCCAUGGACGAGAACAACUCCAUGAUGUUCUUCAUGCUAACACAAAGUUGCACGUCACGCUGAAGCCAACUGUCCGGCAUUCGCGUAUUUUUGGAGAUGUUUCUCUGACUAAUGUGGAUGUCAACGUUUUUGAUCUUGGACUUGGCGGACCACUCGCUGCUCCAAUCGAAAAGCUCUUCUCAUUUGUGGUCCCACGUGUACUCUGGCCUCAAGUCAAAAAGCGUCUGCGCUUUGCGAUGAACCGUCGUGGAGUCAAACUGCCAAUAUUCUGCGGAGUCGAACUAGAGCAUACCGAAUUGGACUUCGUUGAUCAUGCUGUACUCCUCAACACUGACUUCUCAUUUGAUUUGCCACUAUUCUUGGCGAAGUUCAAAAAAUAUUUGGAUGCGAAGAGCAAGAUAAAUCCAAACUUGCCGAAAUACGUGAUUAUCUAAUAUUUUGAAAAGUCUGUUUUAAUUUUUGAAAACGAAGUAAUAGUCUGAAAUAUUGUUGGAGCAUGGGAAUAAAGUUUUUAUA